AUGCUCAUCAACAAGACUUUCCACGACAUCCCAACUCAGCUUGACAAUGGAAAGCCUAUCCGCAUCUUCAUUAUCGCCCCCGAGGUCCCGGACUAUCCGGAGGCCAAGUUUCCAGGCGUCGUAGUAUUCAGUGAAAUCUACCAAGUGACUGGCCCUGUUGAGCGCUUCGCCGGCCAGAUCGCGAGCCAAGGAUAUGUCGUCGAAAGCAUAUGCCUUGUCCAGCGUGCCCUUCUGUCUAUCACGAAUUCGAAGGUCCUGAAGCUCUCCCGUACGAUGUCGAAGAUCGAGAAGAAAGUCGAGGCGUACGACGAGGACGCGAAGCUCACCAUCGACCUCCUCGUCUCCUUGAAGAACUGCAACGGAAGGAUCGCUGCUACUGGCAUGUGUCUGGGUGGCCACUUGGCUUUCCGGGCCGCUUUUGACCCUCGCGUUCUCGCGUCCGUCUGCUUCUUCGGCACGGAUAUUCACAGUGCCACGCUUGGCAAAGGAAAGAGUGAUGAUUCCCUUAUCAGGGUGCGAAAUGGCGAUUUGAGCGGAAAAGGAGAACUCGUUAUGAUAUUCGGGAAGCAGGACACGCACGUCCCGCGCGAAGGUAGAGACCUCAUCAGGAAGACGCUAGAGGAUGCAAACAUACCAGUCUCUUUCCUCGAGGUACAAGCGCAACACGCUUUCGUCCGUGACGAGCAAUCUAAGGGGAGGUGGGACGCAGCUUUGACCAGGUCCCUCUUUACUUUCGUGAUGGAAGUGUUCGAGAGGACUGCUGGUCGCGAUCUCGGACCGAAGGUCGCUCAGGGGAAAGCACCCGAACACGUUUGCUGA
Messenger RNA from Cyclocybe aegerita, 819 nucleotides. NCBI's taxonomy places the organism in Eukaryota, Fungi, Basidiomycota, Agaricomycetes, Agaricales, Hemipholiotaceae. The record is from the annotation of a GenBank genome assembly.